AUGGGUGUUAAAAUUGGGUCAUAUCCUCUUUUCUUGCUAGUUAUAAUCACCACUCUUUUAGUUUCCUUGGCCUUUAAAGCCAAUGCUGGGGGAAUUGCUGUUUAUUGGGGCCAAAAUGUGAAUGAGGGAACAUUAACAGAUACAUGUAGAAGCAUGUUAUAUAAGUAUGUUAACAUAGCAUUUCUUCACAAAUUUGGGAAUGGCCAAAAACCCGAAAUUGACUUGGCUGGCCACUGCACCCCUAAAGAUGGUGGGUGCAAAAGAGUGAGCGUUGGCAUACGAAAUUGCCAACGCAAUGCCGUGCUAGACGGCAUAGAUUUCGACAUCGAGUCAGAUCAUAAGCUCAACGGUGCCCUACACACCGGGCUUUUCGACUACGUUUGGAUUCAGUUUUACAACAACCCUUCUUGCGAGUUCGAUGUUAGUAACCCUGAGAAGUUCAAGAAUUCUUGGAGAAAAUGGACCUCAAACAUCCCUGCUAAGAAGUUCUUUGUUGGGUUGCCUGCUGCAGCAGCAAAGAGCGCUGCUGGAAGUGGGUUUGUUCCUUCAUGUUAG
Molecule: messenger RNA, 555 nt
Organism: Chenopodium quinoa (quinoa)
Lineage: Eukaryota; Viridiplantae; Streptophyta; Magnoliopsida; Caryophyllales; Amaranthaceae
Product: basic endochitinase-like
Exons: 3
Coding region: 1-555 (184 amino acids)
Biological process (GO): carbohydrate metabolic process
Cellular component (GO): extracellular region
Molecular function (GO): chitinase activity
Source: RefSeq, a predicted model, not a curated record